Molecule: messenger RNA, 1690 nt
Organism: Chara braunii
Lineage: Eukaryota; Viridiplantae; Streptophyta; Charophyceae; Charales; Characeae
Source: the annotation of a GenBank genome assembly
GUAUUUCGGUCGUCGCGCCACGGUGCUCAUGGCGACUGAGUUGGCCUCGGUCUACGAUCCCGAGCCAGAUCCUAUGGCUCAGGACCCGAUUGAGGCCGAGCCGUGGUCCGAUCCAGACGACCUGGCCGUGGACUCAGAGCCCGGAGGUUCUGAUGACGAUCACGACGACACUCCUCUCACCGAGAUUCCACGUCCUCGGACGCGUGGUUUCACGGCGGCCGCAACGUCGUCUCCCGCUCCACGUCCACGUUUGACUACUCAUGACGUCCCACUGCGAGGACCAGAGGACCGUGUUCAGGGCACGAUUCCACACCCUUCGACCGAUCGUCGCGGACAUGGCGAGCAGGGGACUCGGGAGAUUGUUGAAGAGGGAGACGAUGACGCCGGCAAUGACAGGGAGGGAUACGAGGGCAGCAGUGAGGACGAGGAUGAUCCCGACUAUUCCCCGAUGCGCCGACAUGGAGACGACGACGACGAGGGCGGCGAUGGUGCACAGCCUGCGGGUGGUUUGCGGAGGCCCGAGAGACAGCGUGGCGACCAAUGCAGUGAUGCAGAUGGGGGAGGCAGCGGGCCAGGUGUUGGGGGUGCAGGGCACACAGGAGGUGCAGACCGUGCUGGCGGAGGACGAGCAAGGCGAGAGAUUGCAUCGUCCACUCGCACUGUGCACUGGGUUGAUGAGGGGAAGCGCACCCUGUCGGCAGAGGUCGCUCCCUCCCCUGCAGAGUUUGCAACGGGGUCUGCGGAGGUCGCAUGCGGGUUAGCAGAGGUUGGUGGCAAGGCUGCACAGGUUGGGAGGGCAUCUGCACAGUUGGGUGUCAGUUUCAGUGACGACAUUUUUUAUGUUUCGUUAGGGCUUCCUCCGACACCGGCAGGCGAGCGUGGUAGUGGUGAUGCGGACGCAGCGGCUACGCCCGUCAGUCAGAUACUUUGGGGUAUACCUUUAUGCAGCGUGGGUGACAUCAGUAGCAGCAUGUUGCAUGAGGCAACAGAGGGGACACAAGGUUCGGCGGGGCAGCACGAGCGUGCAGUAGGGGAUGAUGGGGAGUGCGGAUCUGUGCACGAGCUAGCGGCAGAGUCGGAGCAGGAUAGGAUCAACCGCGAGGAGAGGAAGAGGGCGCAUGACUUGGCUAGCCGUUGCGAGAUGACACAGAGUAUUGCGUUGAGGGCACGUGCAGAGUGGAUGCUCGAGACGGGCGUUGGUGUGGGUCAUCGUGCGGCGGACGAUGCAGAGGUUGAGUGUGGCGGUGCGGGUGGUGGGGAUGCAGGCGAGAGACCUGCGUCGCCAGUUCAGGGUGUUUGCGUAUUGCCUAUCGAUGGAGCCAUGCCGGCGGGGGAGUUGGAGCAGCAGGCACAGGAGGACCCAUUGCAAGCAGAUCGACGCGGAUGGAUGGAUGAGACGUCGAGGAGGUUAAUGGUAGAGGGUCCGGCUUACGUGUCGUGCAGCCCGUCAGUGCCAUCGUCCACCACAGAUAACCACCAUGACUUGAUCACCUCCUAUCGUGGCCCACCGGAUUAUUUUUGAAAUGCUUGCACACAUGUUGUAACCCUCAACAUCAUUGCACAUCAACAUGCCUUGCAAUAUUUCCUUCAAAACGAGGUGACGCUUCAAACUGUUGCAAUGGUAAUUUACGAUCCUUUGCAAAGGUUGAACUUUUUAUUAGAGAGUACGUGAUAAAUUUUAUGUUUGCGA